Molecule: messenger RNA, 4531 nt
Organism: Mercenaria mercenaria
Lineage: Eukaryota; Metazoa; Mollusca; Bivalvia; Venerida; Veneridae
Exons: 2
Coding region: 85-1938 (617 amino acids)
Source: RefSeq, a predicted model, not a curated record
UUCUAUAAUCAAUAAGAGAAGGUAGAAAUGUCGGGUUGGAAGACAUACAGACGGUAAGGAUGCUUGGACAAUUCUUAAAUUACAAUGAGGACUCAAGGUAGGUGGGAUCGCAUGCAAUGGCAGUUGGAUCCAUACAAAUGGUAUUUACAAGUCAACCCGUCAUCAAGAUAUGAAAGACGUCAUUACAACAAGGAUUGUUUUGUGUUUUUACCUCAAAGAUAUGAAAGGAAAUUCUUCUCGAAUAUAAUGAAACUGUUAUCGAAGGAAGGCACGUUUGGUUGUUUGAUUUUGUUAGUGAUAUGUUUUACAAUUUACAUGCAUACAUCUUUGCUUGACAACUCUCAACCCGAUUAUAUCCCCGUUCCAAUGUUUACGUUUACCCGAGUCAACUAUUCUGAAAAAGGAAAUGUUAUGGUGGCCAUCAUCAUGCACCAACCAUCUAAAUAUCUAAAAACAACAUUGAUCUCGUUGAAUCAUUCAAAUCAUGCUGCUGAUAUUUUUAUUUUUCGGAAUUACUCGAGGGAUCCUAUACAGAAAGAUGUCUUGCAAUGGUGUCCGACUGCAAAUGUUAUUUCAGAUAAAGGACGGACACAUUCAAUGGAUAUAGCGCAGUUUGUAAUGGAGCAUUUUAUUUCUUCAAAAUAUGAUGUUUUAGUAUAUAUCAAUUCAUAUUCUGUUCUUUUCAUUGAUUGGUGGGAUACUUUAAAGGAUUGUUUGACUCAGUCACGUGGAUUUGUUUCGCUAUACGCGAUAGAACGAAACGCGGAGCAUGCCGAUAAGUGCAAUGAUCUAUUAUGUUGCCAGGCAUGGAUGGGAAUGGUGGGAUCGGUAUGGAGGCGAAAUUUAGCUGAACGAGUCAUGUCUGAAACCUUUCAAGUACAAGGUAAUCUUCACUACAAAAUGGAAUUCUGGUGUAGAAUGUUCAGUAUUCCUUUGCAGACAGUUAAAAAUUCAGUGAUAGCCGUCAUUGACAGUGAAAAACGAAACUACGAUUUAAUAUCACAUAAAAUUUCUACCCGGCAACGGAUGCAGCAACAUGUGACUGCUGUUAAGAUAAGGGCAGAUUUUCUAACAAAUCGUUCCAAAGCAAUACAAAAGAAAAUGCUACCGUUAGAAAAUCUAGCUAUAUCAAAUACCACAUAUAAAGCACCAGAGUGCAUCGCGGCAGUACUUCGAGUGCACAUUUUUCGAAAAGAGAGAUCAAUUCUGACUGCAUAUGAAAUCGAACAAUGGAUACGUUACAUGCAGCAUGCUGGAGUAAAUAUUGUAUAUUUGUAUGACGCAUAUCAAAAUAAAGACGAAAAGCUGGAGAUGUGGGUCAAGCAGGUUUUUGAUCCCAACGAAGUCAUAUACCACGACUGGUACUUCAACAAUACGUUUCCAGUUCAAGAAUCCCGCUUGUUGGCUUAUCAGCAUGCAAUUGACCAUUAUAAAGAUGUUUGUGAAUGGCACAUGCGCAUGGAUAUGAAUGAGUAUCCUUUUAUUACAACUGAUACUGAGAAAGGUUUCCUCAAGCGUCUGUUAAACAGAGUAAAUAUAUUAAAGCCAAAUUCUACAGAAAUAUUAUUUCCUGUUUUUCAGUUUUCCGGAAAUCUAACGCAGGAACAAUGGUUAAUUGGGCGGUUUCAAUAUAGAUAUGCAAAUCAUAGCGGAAAGGUAAGGCCAUUGUAUAAGGCAAAAUGUGUAAAAACAGCGCGACAAAAUAAUAAUGAAUUAGAGAAAGGAAACACUGAACGCUUAGACCCAAAACUAGCCAGAAUUAAUUGGUACUUGGAUGUAAGUACGAAUAUGAAUACUACCUACACAACAGAACCUUUGGACGAGAUUAUACCUGAUUCGAGUAUUUUUCCCUUGCUUCAGCAUCUGAAACAAGAUAUAUUAAUAUCAAACAAGAUGCCGUUGUACGUUACGAAUCAGUUUUGGGAUUCUAUGAAUUGAGGCGCCGUUUGGUUGUGUAGGUGUGUAUUCGUGACAGUCGUAAGCCGUUUUGGUUACAUAGGAUAGUUCAGGAAAGUUUCCUUAAACUGGUCUAUACAGUGUCUAAUCCUGAUUUACUCCUGUUUUGCUUGAUCUGAAUAGAUUACCUACAUGUGGUACACUUUUUAUUUUGUCUGUCAUUAUGUGCCAUAGUAACACAUGCGAGGAAAGAAAACAUCAACGAUAAGACAAGACUGCAUUUGGCAACUUAUAAAAUGAAAAAUGAACUCCAUAAAACAUUACGGAGGAGGGCGGACAAAUGUCUGCACCGACAACACUUUAGAAACGAACACAGAAGGUUCUUACAAAAAAAAUAUAACAAACCAAACAAUGGACAAUAUAUUUUGAAGAUAAUAAGUAAUGCCAUGCUCCUAUACAUUUGAGAUUGCUUAAUCAAUUCUUCGAUUUUUUGCAAUACUGUGCAACCACUUUAAAGCAACAUCGACAUGAAAUAUGAUUACUGAACAUGUGUAUUUAGGUUGCUGUUAAGAAGAGGUUGAUCGACUACGAUUUUUCUAGUUUUGAAAUAUGGAACUUUCUUCUCAGGCAUGAAAAUAUUCCCAACCUUACGUGGACAGUCAAGAGAAUCGGGAUACCCUAAACAUUCAAAUGAUUGGGAUUGGAAAUCUAUCUACCGACUCAUUGAUGCAAUUUUAGUAAGAAUCGGGAAUAUAACGGACCUGCCUCUCAGAGAUUUCCUGCUUUAUUUUAACAAGUAUUUUAUAGAGAAGAGAUAUUACACAGUUAUUGACUUAUGUUUCGGUCAAUAUGUCUUUUUACGGACCUGUAAAAAUGAUAUUGACUGAGGACGCAGUCCGAGGUCAAUAUCAUCUUUACAGGUCCGUAAAAACAUAUAUUGACCGAAACAUAAGUCUAUAAUUGUUAUAUUAUAUGCACUUCUCAAAUGCACUCAUCUGACUGGCCCAUAUUUCAUACACAUAAGAAAAGUGAUAUCACAAGAGUCAUUAUCACUUUUGCGGGUCAAUAUCGGGUUUUGCGGACCCGCGCGUGCACUCCUUUCGGCCAAUAAAAUGAGCGCAUUUGAGAAGGGUAUAUAAUAUUACCUUUUAUCUAAUUUAUAAUGAAGUUUUAUUUUCUUAAAUGCUGUAAUUAGAAAUACUAGUAUAUAGACCGUAAGGGAAACUAGGGGGACAAUUGGUCAGUAAGGUAAGGGCCACUUUCACAAAUGACGAUUGGCUCAGUGUUGCUUAAUUCUGUCAAAAUUCAAAUAAGAAUUGUGGGGAUUGAUUCUCCUGGUGUAGACUUUGAUGGUAAAUAAGUAUUUUAAAUUCCAAGUCAAAAGCUUUGAUAGUAACAGAGAUAUUUGACUUUAACAAAAACUUUAACCAAAAAUUCUAAGUUAAAAAGGAGCAUAUUUCUGUCAAAAUUCAAACCAGAGUUAUGGGAAUUGUGUCUCCUGGUGUAGACUUUGCUAAUAAAUAAUUAUUUUGAGUUUCAAGUCAACAGCUUUAAUAGUAACAGAGAUAUUUGACUUUAUCCAAAAAAGAUAUCUAAGUUAAAAAGGGGCAUAAUUCUGUCAAAAUUCAAAUCAGAGUUAUGGGGAUUAUUUCUCCUGGUGUAGACUUUGAUGGUAAAUAAGUAUUUUAAGUUUCAAGUCAGUAGCUUUGAUAGUAACAGAGAUAUUUGACUUUAUCAAAAACUUUAACCAAAAAAUUCUAAGUUAAAAAGGGGCAUAAUUCUGUCAAAAUACAAAUCAGAGUUAUGGGGAUUGUUUCUCCUGGUGUAGACUUUGAUAGUAAAUAAAUACUUUAAGUUUCAAAUCAAUAGCUUUGAUAGUAACAGAAAUAUUUGACUUUAUUAAAAACUUUAACCAACGGCGACGCCGACGCCGACACCGGACGAGUGCAAUAGCUUUACCUUUUCUUCGAAAAGUCGAACUAAAAAGGUGUUAGAGUGCAUUUAUUUCGAAACAUUAUUUUUAAAGGGAAUAUCAGUAAGUUAACACAGCUAUAAAAUUAGUAAUCUCACUUAUACGAAUUCGUUCGAAUUACCAUUAGUAUUGCUUAUGCGUAUUUUGCAGCUAUAUAAUAUCACACCCUAUAAACGACUGCAUUUCCCCUCUUCCUCUUGCGAGUGAUCAAAACAAUAAACUGACAUCUAAACGUUGAAAAACAGCAUUUUAAAGUCACUGAUUUGCUUUAAAGGUAUAUAUAUUAACAUUUUAUUUGAACCUGAACAUGACUUGUUUCUGUAUAUAAUGUGCUAGUCUGAUGACAGGUAGAAUUAUAGCAAAAAACUCGAUUGAUCACUGAUUUUGUCGAGAAAUUAUACAUUGCCAGCGUCAAAAGUACUUAUUUUCUUGCUUGAAGAAUGACCUAUAUGUAAAUUCCACUGUUUCAUGGAUAAAGAAACAAAACUAGUUUGGUAAAAUGAAAUAAAACCAUUGAUAAAUACUCGAAUUUGUUUAUAACCGUAAAGGAAAGAAAAUUCAAUGCUUUUUUCCUGACUGUAUGCAUGCUUGCUUAAUUUCUGUAAAAAUUUGCUUGUGAGUUUGGUAUAAAGACUGUAUGCCUGUUUGUGAGUGACUUCUUUA